Molecule: messenger RNA, 422 nt
Organism: Aspergillus piperis CBS 112811
Lineage: Eukaryota; Fungi; Ascomycota; Eurotiomycetes; Eurotiales; Aspergillaceae
Exons: 1
Coding region: 128-361 (77 amino acids)
Source: RefSeq, a predicted model, not a curated record
CUCUCGACUCUGUGGACCUCGAAGAAUCGCCGCAGAAUGAGACUCUGCGGUAUACCACUUCACAGUCUAGAUCGCUGUCCCGAAGUACCAAAGAAAGGCACGCAUCUAUAGCCUUAUCUCGGCAUGAAUGCUCUACGGCAGCGUUACCUUGUACCUUCUCCUUUCCAUUCCAUGCAUUUAUCUUGCAGUGCGCCUCAUUUUUCUCUCGAAAAUCCGCAGAUCAAACAAACAUCCCCCACGAAUGCCAUUUCACGAGAAACUUCAGCCUCAAAACGCCAUGUCUUCUACCCAACGUGCUGAGUCCAGGCACCCGCAGAACAAUACGACCGGCAAGACCAUCCGAAGUAGCAGUGCAUGCUAACUACUACCGUCAAAUACUACCCUAACCUCUCUCAACUCAAUAGAGUGGACUCGAGCCGCGA